ACGUACAACCUUUCUCCGGAGAUGCCACAGGGUACAGAGAGUUCAGAAAACUCUUCGAUGCCUUAGUGCACCAACGGCCUGGAUUGUCAACAGUGGCGAAGUUGGCAUAUCUUAAACAAAGCUUGACGGGACGCGCUCUGGAAUUGGCCAGAACCUACGAAUUUUCAGAAGAAAACUACACGAAGAUUCUGGCAGCACUGGAUGACGAAUACGGUCUGGAAUGGGUAACAAAAAUGCAAUGUUUUGAAAGUCUGGCCAAAUUGCCACAAGUGGAUUCAAUUCACUCACCGUCACUGAAGGUGUUGUACAACACAGUGUUAGCAGUGAUGAACACUCUUCAAGGAUGUGGUCACGUGCUGGAGGUCAAUCCGGACCAGCCGAUCUUUGUAAUCUUGGUCAGACUUCCUCCCCAGUUACGAACGGAAUGGAAUCGCCUCCAACGUCGAGAGAAAUACAAGGACAAUGACAGGUUGCGUGAAUUUCUCGCAUUUCUCCGCGAUUACGCACAGUCAACAGGCGACACCAGAACUCAAAAUGCAAUUGC
Molecule: messenger RNA, 544 nt
Organism: Paramuricea clavata
Lineage: Eukaryota; Metazoa; Cnidaria; Anthozoa; Malacalcyonacea; Plexauridae
Source: the annotation of a GenBank genome assembly